Molecule: messenger RNA, 2245 nt
Organism: Quercus robur (English oak)
Lineage: Eukaryota; Viridiplantae; Streptophyta; Magnoliopsida; Fagales; Fagaceae
Product: purple acid phosphatase 23
Exons: 10
Coding region: 248-2038 (596 amino acids)
Molecular function (GO): acid phosphatase activity; metal ion binding
Source: RefSeq, a predicted model, not a curated record
CGAAAUCUUGAACGCCAAACAAACUUGCAUGGAUCUAGUGUUCUACACCCGGUUGAACACUGAACGAAAAGCAUAUUCUAUUAUUCAUCACAGAUAUGCCAUACUUCAUCACCAACCGAUUCGCUUUCAUCCCAAACUACCAAACCCCCACCUCUUUGAUUGUUCACCAUGACCAAACUGCUCUUCUCCCGACAACCUUAAAAAAACCGUUACUACCAACAACAAUCAAGAAAAAAUAGUAACCCCAAUGAAGGACUUCAAGCUAUGGAUGAUCACUCUGACCACUUUCUUGAUCAUCACAAAGAUGGUGGUCACUGAAAGCCAAAUACCCACUACUCUAGAUGGCCCAUUUAAGCCUGUGACACAUCGCCUUGAUCCUUCUUUACGUAAAGGCAGCUCGGACUUGCCAAUGGAUGAUCCAAGGAUCAAGAGAAAUGUCACCUCCAACUUCCCAGAACAGAUUGCUCUUGCUAUUUCUUCGCCAACUUCAGUUUGGGUUUCUUGGGUUACUGGGGAUGCUCAGGUUGGUUCAAAUUUGACUGAGCUUGAUCCUUCAUCGGUUUUAAGCGAGGUGUGGUAUGGGAAAGAAAGUGGCAAGUAUACGAGUGUUGCAAAAGGGGAUUCCACUGUUUACAGUCAAUUGUACCCAUUUAAAGGCCUCUUGAAUUACACCUCUGGGAUCAUUCACCAUGUGAGGCUCAAAGGUCUUCAACCCAAAACAAAAUAUUAUUACAAAUGUGGGGAUAGCUCUAUUCCAGCUAUGAGUGGAGAAAAUGUCUUUGAGACAUUUCCAACGCCUAGCCCAAAUAGUUAUCCUCAUCGAAUAGCAGUUAUUGGAGAUUUGGGUCUCACAAGCAACACCACAACAACUAUUGAUCAUUUGAUUCAGAAUGAUCCUUCAAUGAUAUUAAUGGUUGGAGACUUAAGUUAUGCAAAUCAGUAUCAGACAACUGGUGGAAAAGGAGUUCCAUGCUUCUCGUGUGCAUUCCCAGAUGCACCUAUCAGAGAGACUUAUCAACCCCGCUGGGAUGCAUGGGGAAGAUUCAUGGAGCCAUUAACCUCAAGAGUUCCUAUGAUGGUCAUUGAAGGCAACCAUGAGAUUGAGCCCCAAGUUUCUGGGAUCACAUUCAAAUCAUAUUUGACGAGAUUUGCAGUUCCUUCAGCGGAGAGUGGUUCUAAGAGUAACUUAUACUACUCUUUUAAUGCUGGAGGAGUACAUUUUAUCAUGUUGGGGGCAUAUGUUGACUAUAACAGUACUGGUGCUCAAUAUGCUUGGCUAAAGAAAGAUCUAGAUCUAGUGGACCGCACUGUAACCCCUUGGCUGGUAGCUGCAUGGCAUCCACCAUGGUAUAACAGCUAUUCUUCACACUAUCAGGAAUUUGAAUGCAUGAGGCAGGAAAUGGAAGCAAUUUUGUAUCAAUAUGGUGUUGAUAUUAUUUUUUCUGGACAUGUGCAUGCUUAUGAGCGAAUGAAUAGAGUUUAUAACUAUACAUUGGAUCCAUGUGGGCCUGUCUAUAUAAUAGUUGGAGAUGGUGGCAAUAUUGAGCAAGUUGUUGUUGAUUUUGCUGAUGACCCUGGAAAGUGUCCUUCAGCUGGAGAUAACACACCAGAAUUUGGAGGGGUAUGUCAUUUGAAUUUUUCUUCUGGUCCUGCUAAAGGGCAGUUUUGUUGGAACAGACAACCAGACUGGAGUGCAUAUAGAGAAAGCAGCUUUGGGCAUGGAAUACUUGAGGUUGUGAAUUCUACAUAUGCUUUAUGGACUUGGCAUAGGAAUCAAGAUGUAUAUAAUGAAGAUAGCCACAGUGAUCAAAUAUACAUUGUGCGACAGCCAGAAUUGUGCUCUAAAACUUUAAAACCCUUUAUCGUGCAUGCUCCAAGCUCUCUCCCUUCCUCUUCAUCACUCUCUAAGGCAUGUUGUCACCACCCCUCUCUAUUAAUAUUCUCUCUCUACUCAUUACUCAUGGGGGCUCUCUCUCUCUCUCUCUUUGCCACUCAGCUUAAUGAGGUCGUUAGGCUCAUGCUCUUUUCCCCGUUUUAAAGAGGUAAUUGAUGCAAAACCAUACGAAAAUUGCUUGGUUUUUUCCGUAAAAUUUGUAUAGUGACUGUUUGGUUGCUUUGGAAAUGUAGACAUUUUUUUUAGUUGUGCAAGUGGGCAAUUGGGUUUUUAUUGAUUGUUGCUGAUAAAAACUCAUUUGUAAGUUUCUGUUUCAGUUAAAUGAAAAUUUUCUUGGUUUAGUGAUGAUAA